Molecule: messenger RNA, 1557 nt
Organism: Chrysochloris asiatica (Cape golden mole)
Lineage: Eukaryota; Metazoa; Chordata; Mammalia; Afrosoricida; Chrysochloridae
Gene: WNT10B
Product: wingless-type MMTV integration site family, member 10B
Exons: 4
Coding region: 42-1211 (389 amino acids)
Biological process (GO): neuron differentiation; cell fate commitment; multicellular organism development
Cellular component (GO): extracellular region
Molecular function (GO): cytokine activity; frizzled binding
Source: RefSeq, a predicted model, not a curated record
AUCCAUCUGCCCACCGGGGGGCCUCCGGGCCGGGCUUCGACAUGCUGGAGGAGCCCCGGCCACGGCCUUCGACCUCGGGCCUCGUGGGCCUCCUGUUCCUUGCGCUAUGCAGUCGGGCCCUCAGCAAUGAGAUUUUGGGCCUGAAGCUGCCAGGCGAGCCGCCGCUGACGGCCAAUACCGUGUGCUUGACACUGUCGGGACUGAGCAAGAGGCAGCUGGGCUUGUGCCUGCGCAGUCCCGACGUGACGGCGUCCGCGCUGCAGGGGUUGCACAUCGCUGUCCACGAGUGUCAGCACCAGUUGAACGACCAGCGCUGGAACUGCUCGGCGCUGGAGGGAGGCGGCCGCCUGCCACACCACAGCGCCAUCCUCAAGCGCGGUUUCCGAGAAAGUGCCUUUUCCUUCUCCAUGCUGGCUGCAGGUGUCAUGCAUGCUGUAGCCACAGCCUGUAGCCUGGGCAAGCUGGUGAGUUGCGGCUGUGGCUGGAAGGGCAGCGGUGAGCAGGAUCGGCUGAGGGCCAAACUGUUGCAGCUGCAGGCACUGUCACGGGGCAAGAGUUUUCCUCACUCUCUGUCCAGCCCUGUCCCUGGCUCAGGCUCCAGCCCUAGCCCCCAAGACACUUGGGAAUGGGGUGGCUGUAACCAUGACAUGGACUUUGGAGAGAAGUUCUCUCGGGAUUUCCUGGAUUCCAGGGAAGCGCCCCGGGACAUCCAAGCACGAAUGCAGAUCCACAACAACAGAGUGGGGCGCCAGGUAGUAACUGAAAACCUGAAGCGGAAAUGCAAGUGCCAUGGCACAUCAGGCAGCUGCCAGUUCAAGACCUGCUGGAAGGCUGCCCCAGAGUUCCGAGCAGUGGGGGCAGCACUAAGAGAGCGGCUGGGCCGGGCCAUCUUCAUAGAUACCCACAACCGCAACUCAGGAGCUUUCCAACCUCGUUUACGGCCUCGACGCCUCUCAGGAGAGCUAGUCUACUUUGAGAAAUCUCCUGACUUCUGUGAACGAGACCCUGCCGUGGGUUCCCCGGGCACACGGGGCCGGGCCUGCAACAAGACCAGCCGCCUAUUGGAUGGUUGUGGCAGCCUGUGCUGUGGCCGUGGGCACAAUGUGCUCCGGCAGACACGAGUUGAGCGUUGUCAUUGCCGCUUCCACUGGUGCUGCUAUGUGCUGUGUGAUGAGUGCAAGGUCACAGAGUGGGUCAACGUGUGCAAGUGAAGCGCAGCCUCCCCAUGGGGCUAGGCAAAGGGAGUGUGUGUGACAGAGGCACCUUUGCAAACCCUCCACUGUUCCUGGAAGUGCUAAGCAUCUCCUUGAAAACUGUUUUGGGCAUGGUGGGAGACAGGUGGAGUCUGUGAUGUAUAGCUCUCCCUACAGUGGGAGGGCCUGGGGAGGGAGCUUUCACCUCUCUUCUGCUCCUUGAAUAUCUGAAUGGACUAAGAUGAAAUGCACUGUAUUGCUGACAUUCCACCCCCCCCACCCCCAUCCUGCCCCCAAAAUCAGGGCCGCUUUAGCCUUAAUUCAUUCUCCUUUUGGCUGGGGAGUCUCUGAAGUUUGAAAACUC